CAGCACGAUCACCCCCCGACUCCAUCAUCUCCCCUGCGGACCAAGCCUGCACCCACCAUGGCCGCCGGAAGCAGCACCGUCGCCGAAAAGAACCGCGAGCUCAAUGUGCGCACCACCUCCUACGAAUUCUUCGGGCCCGUGGGCGCCGCUGUGUUGGUGCCGCUCCUGAUCGUCACCACCCUGGGCCUGUUCCCGCUGUGCACCAAGGAGAGCUGCUCGCCGCUGGUGCUGGUCACGGACCCGCAGUCCGUGCUGGACAACAUUGCGGCCCUCAAGUGGUGGGACUGGAAGGCCGCUGGAGUGUAUAUGCUCUGGAUUAGCUUCCAUUUUGUUGGCUACCUCGUCGUCCCUGGCAGGAUCAUCGAGGGCACGAUGCUCCGCAACAACAGUCGCCUCAAGUACAAGAUCAACGGCCUGACCAUGGCAUACCUGACGGCCGCUCUGCUCGGCGGUGCCUUGUACUUCUACGGGCUCGCCCCGUUCGUGUGGAUUGCCGAGAACACCCUGCCACUGUGCACGGCCGCAACCGCCUACGCACUUGCCCAGGCAACGUUCUUGUACCUGUACUCGUUCCGCUCGAACACACCGCUGAUGUCGCUCGUGGGCAACUCGGGCAACUUUAUCUACGACUUUUGGAUGGGACGCGAGCUGAACCCCCGUCUCGGCUUUCUGGAUCUCAAGUACCUGUGCGAGCUGCGACCGGGGCUCAUCCUCUGGGCCAUUUUGAACCUGAGCUACGCCGCCAAACAGUACCAUGAGCUCGGCCGGGUCACCAACUCGAUGAUCCUCGUACAAAUCUUUGAGAUUUACUACGUGCUCGAUGCGCUGAUUAACGAAGAGGCAAUCCUCACGACCAUGGACAUUAUCCAGGAUGGUUUCGGGUUUAUGUUGACCUAUGGAGAUCUGGUUUGGGUUCCCUUUGUGUACACCCUGCAAGCCCGCUACCUCACCCUGUAUCCCAUCGAUCUCAGCCCCGCCGCCCUCGGUGGCAUCCUGCUGGUCAAGAUCAUUGGCUUCUACAUCUUCCGCAGCUCGAAUCUGCAGAAGAAUGACUUUAGAGCCAAGCCCGACGCUCCGCAUGUCAAGAACCUCAAGUUCAUCCAAACGGCCUCCGGCACGCGGCUGCUUGUGGACGGCUGGUGGAAGUGGUCCCGCCAUAUGAACUACCUUGGCGACUGGAUCAUGGGAAUUGCGUGGUGCCUGCCCUGUGGCUUUGGCCAUGCUAUUCCGUACUUUUAUGCCCUGUACUUUGCCCUCUUGCUGGUCCACCGAAGCCUCCGCGACGAAGAAAAGUGCCAGCACAAGUACGGCAAGUACUGGGACGAGUACCGACAGAAGGUGCCCUACUAUAUCGUCCCCUAUAUCUACUAAGCAGCCGCUCGGCGUGCUUGCGUGAAUAUACUCUGUGCAGCCUCCAUA
Polychytrium aggregatum is the source of this 1419-nucleotide messenger RNA. RefSeq names its product ergosterol biosynthesis ERG4/ERG24. The record is from RefSeq and is a predicted model, not a curated record. The transcript has 4 exons. Gene Ontology annotation, cellular component: endoplasmic reticulum membrane. Gene Ontology annotation, molecular function: Delta14-sterol reductase activity. Bases 58 to 1371 code for a protein of 437 amino acids. Gene Ontology annotation, biological process: ergosterol biosynthetic process. NCBI's taxonomy places the organism in Eukaryota, Fungi, Chytridiomycota, Chytridiomycetes, Polychytriales.